This is a messenger RNA of Bufo gargarizans (Asiatic toad), 3434 nucleotides long. RefSeq names its product semaphorin 4G (gene SEMA4G). Bases 240 to 2729 code for a protein of 829 amino acids. Gene Ontology annotation, biological process: neural crest cell migration; positive regulation of cell migration; negative regulation of axon extension involved in axon guidance. Gene Ontology annotation, molecular function: chemorepellent activity; semaphorin receptor binding. The record is from RefSeq and is a predicted model, not a curated record. NCBI's taxonomy places the organism in Eukaryota, Metazoa, Chordata, Amphibia, Anura, Bufonidae. The transcript is spliced from 16 exons.
GCCCAGCAGCAGCAGCAGCGCGUUGUCUUUGUGAGUCCGGAGGAACCUGCUUACGUCUUGUAGCUGAGCAGGAAGAGGGAUCCGGGAUCUGCUCCGGCUGCUUAAUACGGGACUUACCCGGGAUCUAGGUUGGUUGGAUACAGCCUGCACGGACACGGAUGAAAUAACCGGCAUUCAACAGCAAUUUCCCAAAUCUUUCCAGCUUUUGAACACUGAAUACAGGGAUUUUGUAAGAGAAGAUGAAGAAACGUACGGCUUAUUACUUUGUGGUAUUUUGUGCAAUAACGAUUGGAUAUCUGUCAAAGAGGUCAACUGCAGAUUUGGAGGCGACUCCUAGGAUCACGGUGACAUAUAACGAACUUUCUGAUGUAAAAUGGUUUAGCGAUAAUGUAAUGAACUACAGCACUUUACUGCUGGAGGAUGAAAAUGGAAUUCUGUACGUUGGGGCAAGAGGUGCCAUCUUCUCUCUCAACUCAAGUGACAUUUCUCAAAGAUCUCGUAGAACAAUCCACUGGGAAGUUAAUGCUGAUGAGACCAAGGCAUGCCAGGACAAAGGCCGAAACAAUCAGACGGAGUGUUUCAACCAUAUAAGGCUUGUGCAGAGGUUUAAUGAGACCCACCUGUAUGUCUGCGGGACGCACGCCUUUUCCCCUCUGUGCUGCUACAUUGACGUGAAGACUUUCGUUUUACCUGCUACCUUUGAAGAUGGAAAAGAGAAGUGUCCAUAUGAUCCGGUCAUAGGUUACACCGGUCUUAUAAUAGAUGGAGGCCUCUACACCGCGUCUCGCUAUGGAUUCCACAGUAUGCCAGACAUAAGAAGAAAUAUUGUUCCGCCAGCUCUGAAAACUGAGGCGUCUCCCCGUUACUGGUUGAUGGAUGCUGAAUUUGUAACUUCUGCAUUAAUUCAAGAAAGUCUAAGUACUGCCCUAGGAGAUGACGAUAAAAUCUACUACUUCUUCAACGAGAACAUCAUGGAAGAAACAUCAGAGUUUCUGGACAAGACCAAAGUAGCAAGAGUGGCUCGUGUUUGCAAGAGUGAUAUAGGAGGAAAGAAGAUUCUGCAGAAGAAAUGGACUUCAUUCCUGAAAGCAAGAUUAUUCUGCUCCAGUCCAUACUAUGAAACCUUAAAGAGUGUCUACACCCUGGAUAUGGGGAAUUGGGAAGCAACCAUCUUCUAUGCAGCCUUUAUUUUUCAAUGGGGAAACAUGAAGAUCUCAUCAGUCUGCCGAUAUAGCCUACCUGAUAUUCAGAAAGUAUUUGAAGGGCCGUAUAUGGAAUAUCAAGAUUCCUCAAGGAAAUGGACCAAAUAUAAUGGAGAAGUUCCAAAACCAAGGCCUGGCUCAUGUAUUACGAAUGAAUUUCGAAGCAGUGGCUACAACUCCUCAUGGGAUCUCCCGAAUAAUGUCCUUGACUUUGUGAGGCUCCAUCCACUUGUAUCGGAGGUGGUUAAACCAAUUGGUGACCAACAGCUUCUCUCCAAGAAGAAUAUGAUUUAUACCCAUAUCGCUGUAGAUAGAGUCACAGCCCUGGAUAAAGAACAGUAUGAUGUGCUGUUCCUAGGAACAGACAAUGGCUGGAUUCACAAGGCCGUAGUUCUCAACAACAAGGUUCACAUAAUAGAAGAGAUACAGGUUUUCAAGACGCCGCAAGCUGUUGAAAAUGUGGUCAUAUCCAAAACACAGAAUAGUUUGUAUAUUGGCACCGAGAGCGGGGUCCUCCAGAUACCACUUUCUGGGUGUAAUCAGUACUCAUCAUGCUACGACUGCAUUCUGGCCCGGAAUCCGUAUUGUGGUUGGGAUGGCAGCACGUGUCGGGAACCUCUCACACAUCAAGACUGGGUACAGAUGACGCAGGACCUGCAGAAUGGUAACAGAGGAUGUCUAAACGGCACAUACGAGGUUCCUCAUAUGAAGAAAAUGCGGACAAUUUUGAAAGGCGACGAUGUUCUCCUGCAGUGUGACUUUCAGUCUAAUUUGGCUAAGCCACAAUGGUUUGUCAAUGGCUCAGACCCAUUGGAUAGUGAUGACUCUCAUCUUAGAGUGGGUAUCGAUGGACUUCUCAUCACUGAUGCUCUUCUAGAGCAUAGUGGAGAAUAUAGCUGUUAUUCUGAAGAAAAUGGCUUACAGGCCAUAGUGACUUCAUAUAAUGUAAGUGUUUUGUUGGAGCUACCAAAAGGGAAGAUCUACUCUGAACCUACGCCCAUUGUCCAGUUACCAACAGCGGCACCACAAGCCUCUUCCAAGUUGGAGUUUGUGUACAUUUCCAUAAUUACUAUCCUUGGUGGGCUAUGCCUUGUUCUAACUAUUGUCUUAGUCUCCGUAUCCUGCCAGCAGAAACGAAAAGGCAAAUACAGCACCGCCAACUCCAGAAAAAAUGCCGUAGAGCUUCAGACAGUAUCCUCAAACUUCAAAGACAAGUCAGAAGAGAUGAACAAUUAUUCUGAUGGAUGUCUCCAAAUUAUUCCUGGCGAGGCACCAACUUGUCCUCCAAGCAAACUAAACCCUCCUCCUCCACCGCCACCACCUCCUCUACCUUCAGAGUUCACCAAUGGAAUCAGCACGCUUCCCAACAUGCUAAGGAAAAUGAAUGGGAAUAGUUAUAUGCUUCUAAGACAAAAUGACGAGGCAAGCUCACCAUUGUAUAAUUCCUUCACAGAGGAGCUCAGCAAGAUCCUGGAGAAGAGGAAACAUACGCAACUGGUUGAGAAGUUGGAUGAAAGUUCUGUUUAGUAAAAACUGCUAAGAGACAGUGAUAUAACACAAUACUACCUCAAUGAACAAUAAUUUUUUUUUAAAGAUUAACUUUUUAUUAUAUUUUCCUUUAUUCAUGCUUAUCUUUAUUUUUAAUUUAUGCAAACCAACACUGUGAAAGUCUUUGACUUUUACACUACAUAUCUGGGUUCUCCUCUGCUGUGACGUGUAAGCCCUAAGAUGGACAUGUACAAGGAGACGUGUCCUCCUUGGGGAGGGAAUAAUUCCUGCUCAUCUGUUUUGGAAGAACUGUGACCGAAGCUAAAAAAAGAAGGAGAAAAACAUGCAAUAAAGGACAUGCAUACAGUAUUCAGUCACAAGAUGAGACUUCUGAAGAGCCGGAGAGGACAAUGAAGAAGGAAACAUGUGUCGGCAGAGCUUUUUAUGAUGAGGAGGUGAUUAUAAAACUAUCCAGACGAGAGUACCGUGCAAAUAACUACAUCUGCGACUAGGAGCUAAUUAUUCAAGAUGGUCGGUUAAUGGCGCCAGCUGUCCUCUUAAUACCUCUGGGGUGACUUCACACGCUAUAAUGUGCCAAUAUUCAACGAAAGCAAGACAGUAGAUGUAGACACGCAAGCAAGAUUUCACUCCCAGAAUCCACCUGGACAGCAGCCCGUCUUGUUUUUUCUUUUUCCCCACUUUGCUUGAAAUCCUACAAAUGCUGAAUAAAGCACUUUAGAUGGA